UUCAACCGGAAAGUGCUUGGACGUGGCGGAUCUGGAGGAGGCCUGGGCUGUGAAGGAAGUGGAAGAGCUGUCACCAACAUCUUAACGGAGGAGGAGCAAGGCUGCAUCAAGCAAAGGAACAACGGCGGCGGCGGAUCUGGAGGGGGCCUGAGACAAGAUGGAGAAGUAGUCAUCAUCUUGGCCAUGGAGAGAAACAGAGCUGAUUCAGAGAGAGGAGGGAAGAGCGGCGUGGUUGGAGCUGGGGAGAUCCAUCGGAACGGCGCCUUGGUAUGCGGGCUUGAGAGAGUUUCUCUUUAGGGCGGGCAAUACAAUAUUUAGGACAAUAUCCCUAGAGUUUAAUUAGGCUAAUAUACAUGCAUUGUCACCCAAGAUAAAAAAAAAAAAAUUAACUGGUAUGCAUGAGAUAUUGACAAAAUCGCGGAUUCGUGAGAAAGUUUUUCUUCCAACAUCUAAAGAAGCACAUUUAACUUUCACCGUUUACAACAAGAGCUAGUGCCUAUAAAUAGCCUUGUUUUAGUUCCUCCUCAUCACCUCACUUCAAAAACAAAUAAAAACUAUUCCCUUCAAACUCCAAUUGAACUUAUACUAUAUAUUAACUUUCCCAAGUUGAGAACAACAAUGCUCGACUCCGCCUCAUUGCUUGCGUUUGUUCUAGGUUUUCUCAUCCUUGCACUGACAAUGAAGCGUAAGGAAUCGACGAAAACCGUAUUAAUGACUUCAAACACAAGAAACCUCCCUCUCCCUCCCGGACCAAAACCAUGGCCUCUAAUCGGAAACCUACCGGAUAUACUAGGGAGGAACAAACCGGUGUUUCGGUGGAUACAUUCCCUCAUGGAAGAACUCAACACUGAUAUUGCAUGUAUCCCUCUCGCCAAUACUCACGUCAUUCCCGUGACAUCCCCGCGGAUUGCAAGGGAGAUUCUGAAGAAGCAAGACUCCAUUUUCGCCACUAGACCGCUAACCAUGGGCACGGAGUAUAGCAGCCGCGGGUACUUAACCAUUGCGGUGGAGCCACAAGGCGAGCAGUGGAAGAAGAUGAGGAGAGUGGUGGCAUCUCACGUGACGUGUCAAAAGAGCUUCAGAUCGACGCUCGAGAAGAGAACCGAAGAGGCCGAUAACCUCGUACGGUACAUCAAUAAACUCUGUGUCAAAAACCACGGUAAUGGUUUUGAUCAGGGUAUUGAUGUUAGGCAUGUGGUGCGGCAAUACAGCGGCAAUGUAGCUCGGAAGAUGUUGUUUGGUGUAAGACAUUUUGGCAAAGGAAGUGAAGAUGGUUCUGGUCCGGGGUUCGAAGAGAUUGAACAUGUUGAUUCUUUGUUUACGGUUGUAACACAUCUUUACGCCUUUGCACUGUCGGAUUAUGUACCGUGGCUGAGGUUCUUGGACUUGGAAGGCCAUGAGAAGGUCGUGAGUGGCGCAAUGAGGAAUGUAAGUAAGUACAACGAUCCUUUUGUCGAUAAAAGACUCGAGCAAUGGCGUAAUGGGAAGAUAAACGAGCCUCAAAAUUUUCUUGACAUGCUUAUAUUGGCAAAGGACACCAAUGGGAAGCCUGCUCUAUCCGAUGAAGAAAUCAAAGCACAAGUGACGGAACUAAUGUUAGCGACGGUUGAUAAUCCGUCAAAUGCGGCAGAGUGGGCCAUGGCGGAGAUGAUUAACGAGCCUAGCAUCAUGCAGAAAGUCGUGGAGGAGAUCGAUAGGGUAGUUGGGAAGAACCGCUUUGUCCUUGAAUCCGAUCUCCCAAGUCUCAACUAUUUGAAGGCUUGUGUGAAAGAGGCGUUCCGGCUACACCCAGUGGCACCGUUCAACCUCCCACACAUGUCGACCGCCGAUGCAGUGGUGGACGGUUACUUCAUUCCCAAGGGAAGUCACGUGCUGAUAAGUCGUUUAGGGAUCGGGAGAAACCCUAACGUGUGGGUUAAUCCGCUUAAGUUCGAUCCUGAAAGACAUUUGGCCAAUAACCAAAACGUGGAGCUAAACGAUCCAGAUCUUAAUUUAAUAUCGUUUAGCGCGGGGAGAAGAGGGUGCAUGGGUUCAAACAUUGGCUCAGCCAUGACGUACAUGCUGCUGGCUCGGUUGAUUCAAGGGUUCACGUGGUCAUCAGUGCCUGGUGACAAUAAAAUUGACACUUCGGAAAGCAAGAGUGAUCUUUUCAUGGCGAAACCUUUACACGCGGUUGGAACACCUCGUCUGGCUCCACACGUUUACUCAACCUAA
Raphanus sativus (radish) is the source of this 2214-nucleotide messenger RNA. RefSeq names its product phenylalanine N-monooxygenase. The record is from RefSeq and is a predicted model, not a curated record. Bases 619 to 2214 code for a protein of 531 amino acids. The transcript is spliced from 3 exons. Lineage: Eukaryota; Viridiplantae; Streptophyta; Magnoliopsida; Brassicales; Brassicaceae. Gene Ontology annotation, molecular function: iron ion binding; heme binding; monooxygenase activity.